This is a messenger RNA of Dovyalis caffra, 274 nucleotides long. The record is from the annotation of a GenBank genome assembly. NCBI's taxonomy places the organism in Eukaryota, Viridiplantae, Streptophyta, Magnoliopsida, Malpighiales, Salicaceae.
AAAAAAUGCUCCCAACGACAUAGUUUUCUCGCUCGUGGGUUCAAUCCCUCUUAUGAGAGAGGACAUUCCCAUGGCAGAAGCAAAGGCACUCGGUUUUGGAAGAUCACAGUUCACAUAUCAUACCACGGAUAACGAUAGUUAUGCCCGCCGCAUAUGCUAUAAUUAUAAGGGUAUUAGACACCAUGUUGGCAAUGUCGCUCUCCCAAACAAGUACCAUGACAUACAUACUUCUAAUAUCUCACCCAAACAUGAAUCUAAUUUGGCAUCCAAAUAG